ACUGUUGUGUUCUUCUUGACACAUUGACUGAACCCUAACUGCACUCAUCUCACUCUCAAUCCUUCACUUGUCAAUGGCUUCAACACCUUCCAAUGCAAAAGCCAAACUACGAUCCCAAUCGAAUGCAAAAGCCUCACCUGCCAUAACCCCGCUCACUCCCCAAACCCUACCUACUCGCAGAUCCACACGCGCCAAGUCCCUCCUCUUCGAUUCUCCCAAACCUCCCCACGCACCUUCUGAAAAUUCACUUCAAACUCUGAAGGGAAUCCCUCGUCGAUGCAUCAAUUACGGUGAGGAUUCUAGCAAAGAAAAACUCACAACCCGCACAAGUGCAGCUAGAACAAACGGUUCAAUUGAUGCAUCGAAGAAGCGAAAUGGGAAGGUUUCCGUCGAUGUUUCGCUCGCUCCGGCAUCGCCUGAACAAUCUGAGAAAACCAAGAAGAGGAAGAGGGAGGGUGAGGGAACGGUUGUUACUAGAGCUAUGGCUGCGAGAAGAGGGGAAUCGGCGAAUCGGGGAAAGAGGGCGAGAUUGCCCGAGAAGCGUGUAUAUUACAAAAAAGUGGUUUACGAUGGGGGAGAAUUUGAAGUGGGGGAUGAUGUUUAUGUGAAGAGGAGAGAAGAUGCUAGCUCUGAUGACGAAGAUCCCGAAGUGGAGGAGUGUAGGUUGUGUUUUUUCUCCGGCGAUGAGAUUAUGAUUGAGUGCGACAAUUGUUUAGGUGGGUUUCAUUUGCGAUGCUUGACGCCGCCAUUGAAGGAUGUUCCUGAAGGGGAUUGGGUAUGUGGAUUCUGUGAGGCUAGUAAGAUGGGUAGGGAUGUUAAUUUUCCAAAGCCUCCUGAGGGAAAGAAGCUGGCUAGAACAAUGAGGCAGAAGCUUCUUUCAAGUGAUUUGUGGGCUUCUCAUAUUGAAAGUAUAUGGAAAGAGACAGAUGGCAACUAUUGGUGUCGGGUGCGGUGGUAUAUGAUCCCAGAAGAGACUUCUGUCGGGAGACAACCACAUAACCUGAGCAGGGAGCUAUAUCGAACUAAUGAUUUUGCAGACAUUGAGAUGGAAUCUGUCCUUAGACAUUGCUAUGUCAUGAUCCCCAAAGAGUAUGCUAAAGCUAGCGAUGCAGGAGACGACAUUUUCUUAUGUGAAUAUGAAUAUGACAUCCAUUGGCACAGCUUCAAACGUCUUGCUGAUAUUGACAAUAAAAGAGAGACUGACAGUGACGAAGAUUGGAAUCUUGACAAGGAAUCAGAUUCUGAUACAGAUGAUGUUGAAUAUGAAGAAGAAAAUAUUAGAAAUGCACAAUUUCAGCCAUCAACAAACCAUCAGUUAGCUGCAAAUCUGCACAAGGGACAGUUCUUUGGACUUCAGAAGAUAGGCACAAAGAAAAUUCCUGAGCAUGUAAGGUCUCACAAACAGACAGAUCUUGAGAGAGCAAAGGCUACUUUGUUGUUAGCAUCGCAGCCUAAAUCUUUACCUUGUAGAAAUAAAGAAAUGGAGGAGAUAACUACAUUCAUCAAAGGUGCUAUUUCUGAUGAUCAAUGUCUGGGGCGUUGCCUCUACAUUCAUGGUGUUCCAGGAACUGGCAAGACCAUGAGUGUACUAGCAGUAAUGAGAAGUCUGAGGUCAGAAGUUGAUGCAGGAAAUAUCAAACCCUACUGUUUUGUGGAGAUUAAUGGUCUGAAAUUGGCAUCACCAGAGAAUAUUUAUAGGGUCAUAUAUGAGGCAUUAAAUGGGCACAGGGUCAGCUGGAAAAAGGCUCUCUACUUGCUAAAUGAGAGAUUUGUAGAGGGGAAGAAAACUGGAGAAGAGGCUGACCGGCCAUGUAUUUUGCUUAUUGAUGAACUUGAUCUUCUAGUUACCAGAAACCAGUCGGUUCUGUAUAAUAUUCUUGACUGGCCUACUAAGCCACAUUCCAAGCUAAUUGUGAUAGGGAUAGCAAAUACUAUGGAUCUUCCAGAGAAGUUACUUCCUCGUAUAUCAAGUCGAAUGGGCAUACAGAGACUUUGCUUUGGCCCAUAUAAUUACCAGCAGCUUCAAGAAAUAAUUUCAAGUCGCCUCAAGGGAAUUGAUGUCUUUGAAAAGCAAGCUAUAGAAUUUGCUUCAAGAAAGGUUGCAGCAAUCUCAGGAGAUGCGCGUCGUGCGUUGGAGAUAUGCAGACGUGCAGCUGAAAUAGCGGAUUAUCGUAUGAAGCUAAUUUCAAAUCCUGAUUUUGGAAAUGUUGGAAUGGCAGAUGUUGAAGCAGCCAUUCAAGAAAUGUUCCAAGCACCUCAUAUUCAAGUUAUGAAAAGCUGUUCUAGACUUAGCAAAAUUUUCCUAACAGCUAUGGUGCACGAGCUUUAUAAAACAGGAAUGGGAGAAACCACUUUUGAAAAGUUGGCAAUGACGGUUUCAUGUCUCUGUACCAGCAACGGAGAAGUGUUUCCUGGAUAUGAUACUCUCUUGCAAGUUGGCUGUAAGCUAGGCGAAUGCAGGAUUAUUUUAUGCGAAGCAGGUGCCAAGCACAGGUUGCAAAAAUUGCAGCUCAAUUUCCCGAGUGAUGAUGUGGCCUUUGCGCUGAGAGACUGCAAAGAUCUACCUUGGUUGUCGAAGUAUCUAAUGUAGGAAAGGAGAAUUGCAUUCUGUUCUUAAAAGAACAAUUUUGCCC
Messenger RNA from Abrus precatorius (Indian licorice), 2633 nucleotides. Its product is annotated as origin of replication complex subunit 1A-like. Gene Ontology annotation, biological process: DNA replication initiation; mitotic DNA replication checkpoint signaling. The record is from RefSeq and is a predicted model, not a curated record. The coding region runs from base 74 to 2590 and encodes 838 amino acids. Lineage: Eukaryota; Viridiplantae; Streptophyta; Magnoliopsida; Fabales; Fabaceae. The transcript is spliced from 16 exons. Gene Ontology annotation, molecular function: DNA replication origin binding; chromatin binding; ATP hydrolysis activity. Gene Ontology annotation, cellular component: nuclear origin of replication recognition complex.